Messenger RNA from Exophiala oligosperma, 2811 nucleotides. RefSeq lists its product as uncharacterized. The record is from RefSeq and is a predicted model, not a curated record. The transcript is spliced from 2 exons. NCBI's taxonomy places the organism in Eukaryota, Fungi, Ascomycota, Eurotiomycetes, Chaetothyriales, Herpotrichiellaceae. Bases 252 to 755 code for a protein of 167 amino acids.
CACCAGCAUGCGGGGGGGCGGCUCCUUCAGAGUCCACACUCGAAUCGACGUCUCCGAACUCAUCACGCUCUGAGGACAACCUCAGGUGGUAUGACUUGACUGAGCUACGUAUGACAACAUUGCGCGAAAAAUGUCGACGCUUACUCCCUCCGUCCUCAUAUAUGAAUGAACCGUUGUCCAAACAUACCGUACCGGUUCUGAAUCUACACAAUCGCUGACCUUGCAGACUACUCUUUUUUCCCCUCGCAGUCAUGUCGACCGCCACGAGUGUAGGGCUUCGUCCUAGCCUUGCCCUCACCAUCCCUCUGAUCUCCUCCUCCUUGACCGUCUUUUACGCCAUCGUCGAACCCACCAUCUUCCUACCGUUCAUCAAUGCCGCCAAGGUGGACGCCCCGGCGGCCAACAAGACCGUUCGUCUUUGGUGGAAGGACUUUCUACCUGCGGGACUCGUCACCGUCUUCACCAUCGGCCUCACGGGCGUGGCGGGCGGGAUAAACGCGGCCACGCACUUCCCACACUACAGCCUGCCGAGGAAGCUCUGCUUUGCCGGGGCCGCCUUUUCCGCCGGACAUUUUGCCUACGGUUACCACAUUUCACAAGUCAUCAAGUCCAUCUGCGACGAGGAGGAAGAGAAAAAGGGCCGCAGCAUGGAGUACGUCAAGAAGUGGCUCCGGGUGCACUUGCAGAGAACACUGCUCACAGAUCUGCCCGCCUUGGUUUGCUUUGCGUGGGUGGCUUUUGGACCUCGGGGAUGAGUUGUGAGGAAUCAACACCCGGGGACUCGCUCCUUUGUGACCGGAGUACUCCUCGAGCCUAUCAUCAUAAAAUAGCGAAUUUUAUCGUAUAAAAGAGAAGGGAAAAAGAGGCUGGCUUUCAUUUUAGGUAACUACCCAUGUACAACACAUUUAUCUCCCCCGUGUUGUACCAGGUCCCAGCAAGCUUGUGUUGGUGUUGAACCUGGCGGAUGCUCCAUGUACAAAAGAAAACCCAUGCCAAUCAAGCCACCCCUUUCCUCGAUGAACACCAAGAGCCACAAGUAGCAACAACAUCAACAACACCAACAACACACCCCUUUCAACCCCUUUUGUUGUUGCUGCUCACUUUGUGACCGAGACAGACUCCAGAUCCAACUUGGCAUAGAUCGGUCGACCCUUGGCCCCUCGUCGAACCACCUUUGUUGCUUGCACCGCACCACCCAUUUUGGCGUCGCUCACCCCUUCACUAUUUCCAGCACCAACACGGCCACCACCCUCCUUGAGCCCCUUGUUCGCGGCGGUCUUGACAGGCUUCUUUUUGUUGUUGCUAUUGUUCUUCUUUCGUUCCAGAGACGCCGGACUCAACUCGCCUCGUGCCUUUUUCGCGUUCAAGAUGUCGUCGACCGCCUUGUUGAAACUCGGCACUUCCUCCCUCAAGGUGCGGUAGGAUCCCUUGGCCUUGAGGGUGCCGGUCCCGAAGCGAAUUGCAAUAUGCUCGGCUAGAAAUCUCUUCAUCUCGGCGUCCGGUGGACUAGCCAUCCAGAGCAUGCGGACGUCCUCGGAAUGGAUUUGAUUGUUGGCCAUGGUCUCCAUGCGCUUGCCGAGGAUGCUUUCGAGGUACUCACAACCGACGAUCGAGGCGCAGGAUCGGGCAUAGUACAGGUAGGCAAAGGCCUUGAAGCGAGGGUUGGAGAAGGUCUUGAGUCCCUUGCCGUCGCAGCAAGACACCAUCCAGGCGAGGACAUGCUUGUGGAUGACCAUGUUUCCUCCGACGAUGGUGAUGGUCUUUUUGGGUGGAACCAAGUUGAGGAGGUCCUGGGUUUUGGUCUUGUUGAUAGGACGGUGACGGUUUCGCCAUACUUGAGGCUAAUUACACACAAAAAUGUGGUCAGCAAACGUGGUCAUGAUAGAAGCAUGAUUGAGAUGGUUCUCGAUCUACUUACUCUCUGAGCUUUGAAGGGGACAAUGAGGUGAUUGAUUGGGACAUUGUUGGGCUGUUUUUGUUCUUGGGAAACAGUCUAAAUGUCGUUCUUGAGGUGCGGAAAGCUGUCUGUCUGUCAAGAUCCAAUGAAGGUGGAAAAGUCCGGUCACAAAGAACAAGUUUGCAAGAUGAUGAGUAUGAACUUGUGAGACUUGUGUGAUGAUGGAAGGGAGACAGAGAGAUGGAAGAGAUGUGAUGGAACAGUAUUGGCAAGGAUGAUUCUCGCACUACUUUGGACUUCUGUUUGUGAUGAAAGGUAUACAACGAGACAAGAGUUGGAAGGGGAAAGGAAAAGAAGAAGAUUUUUAUAUUCUGUUUGACCCCGAGUCUGAGCCCUGUGAAGUGAAGUGGUUCUGAUUCAGGUAUCAAGAGACGAUUGUUCAAGGCUUGACACUUGUUGGAGAGGGCAUGUCACCCGUUAAUUCAGGCAGGUACAAUCGUUUGUAGGGGAGGUAGAUACAAUACAACAAGACCAAACAAAUGAAAGAGAAGUCAUGCGUGAAUACUCCUUGAUUGAGUUAUUCAGUCUGCAUACAAUAGCACACGUUUUGUGGUGGUGAUGGUGGUGGUGGCGGCGAAGGGACAAGGCUAGAAGGUGAAGAGCGGAGAAGUCAUUUAGGGUGAUUCGUGAUUUGUGGUUCUCUAUUGAUGGUGAAUAUGAAUUGCUCUUAUUGUCGUCGUUGGUGCCGUGAAUCAUGAACAUGAAGCGCAAGGAGAAUAAGCGGGUGAGAGUUGAAUAGGUAGGGCCGAUCUGAAAAUCGACUAUUUUAUACGUCCACGGCAAACAUGAAGAAGAGGAUGGAGAAUGUGUACGACUACGAGUAUAUGGUAUAUUUUUGUUAUUACAUCCUGUAG